GGUGGUCGUGAGCUUGAAAGAAGAUAGUGGACGUUACCGACGCUCAACAGACGGCGUGUCAGUUCCCGCCAAAAAUAUGGAGCUCAUUUUCCCCUUUAAUGAGGGGGUAGUGGACCUUCAUUUGAUCCGGAGGGACGAGCAUUCAGUGAAUGUACCUGUCUAUACCACAAGCGACAGAGGGGAUAUAGUCAGACAGUACAUACAUGAUAAAAAUAAUGUGUUUUUCUACCAAGACGAAAGUAAAUUUGCAGCUUUCUAUGUAGAAACCACGAACUCCUCAUCGUGUAUUUUUGGAAGCUUUGAAGACAGAUCUCAGGAAUAUUUUCUGGAACCAAAGGAUAGAAAUUGUGAUCCUAAAAAUUCUCCAUUGUUCAAAGUUCUGAAAAUCCAACACACCAAUAUCCAGUAUGCUGACAGUGUUAUAAUGGAUAAACUUCCGAAUCGACUCCCCAUGUCAAAGAAUUCUGAAGCAAACAGAGAGAAGAGGUCUACUCCAGAGUAUAAGAUAGAAAUGCUUCUAAUUAUCGACUUCUCCGUGUAUAAUUACUGGUACACACAAAGCACGGCGUCUACAUCAGGAGAAAAAGACACAGAGGCGAAGGGAAACAUCAGACAGUUUUACGCAUGGGUCAUCAACGGGAUGGAUGUAAGAUACAAGAACAUCCAGACUUCAGCUUACACCAUAUCUAUUGUCUUCGCCGGAAUUUAUAUAGCAGAUCAACCGUCUAAAUCAUCAUUUACUGAAAGUAACAAAGAUUCAUCCACUCCAACACCAAAAGUGGACGCCAACACUGUUCUCACUGACGUCACAUCCUGGGUCCAGGGUAGUUCCGGUCUUCCCAGCCAUGAUCAUGCUAUGAUGUUUUCGAGGUAUGAUUUCACUAGUAGUGGAUCAAGCAGUAAUGCAGGAUUGGCAUGGGUAGGGGCCGUUUGUACAUCAAACAGCGUAUCUAUAGUAGAAGACCACUUCAACUUCAUCAUAUUGACAGUAGCAGCCCAUGAACUAGGUCACAGUUUGAGUGCUGAGCAUGAUGGGACAAACAAUGCAUGUAACGGAGCAGAUGCGUACAUAAUGGCUGCCUCUUCCUCCACUCCUGACAACACAAACCCAUGGAAAUUUUCCUCCUGCUCCACCACAUAUUUCACCAAUUACAUCAACACACUCAACAGCGGAAGCGGAAAUUGUAUGACGUCUCUGAGUGCUAGCUUUGACCCAACUGCUCUAAGUCAAUACACAAGUUUACCUGGUCAGGUGUUUGACGCGGAUGCAAUGUGUAAACACAUUGUGGGAUCGGGAUCCUCAUUCUGCCAGUUUCCAUACAGCUAUAACUUUACUUCAUUAUGUACCACACUUUGGUGCCACAAAACAGAUGGGAGUGGACAGUGUGAAUCAUCACUGGGUGGAGAUGGCCUGCAGUGUGGAAAUAGAAAGUGGUGUAUAUCAGGAGAGUGUGUGUAUGACGACUGUGCUCCAUCUGGGGAUGAAACUUGUUUGUAUGGUGACAGAAGUGGGAUUAUAAUUAAUUAUAAUGGAGUAGAUAAAACAUGUGCUGACAUUGACAGUGAACCAUUUAUUUGUUAUUCGGGUGAAGUCAGCAAGAAAUGCUGUAAGACUUGCGGCAAGCACAACACUGGAAGGCAAGGCUGUGAAUAUGGUGAUAAAGUUAACGUUUGUACAAGUGCCUAUUGUCCUCAAUAUGGAGAUACUCUCUGCUGUGGAACAUGCUACACUGGAACAACUGUACCACAACCAACAACCACAUCUUCACCAAAUCUGUGUAAAACAACCACAACUUCACUAACAACAACCACUACACCAACAACCACUACAUCAACAACCACAACAACUACAUCAACAACCACAACAACAACACCAACAACCACUACACCAACAAUGACAACCACUACACCAACAACCACAACAACUACACCACCAACAACCACAACAACUACACCCAUAACCACUACACCAAUAACCACAACAACUACAUCAACAACAACCACAACCACUACACCAACAACAACCACAACCACUACACCAACAACCACAACCACUACACCAACAACCAUAACCACUACACCAACAACAACCAUAACCACUACACCAACAACCACAACCACUACACCAACAACCACAACCACUACACCAACAACCACAACCACUACAACCACAACCACUACACCAACAACUACAACAACCACACCAACAACCACUACACCAACAACCACAACUACACCAACAAUCACAACCACUACACCAACAACCACAACAACUACAUCAACAACCACAACCACUACACCAACAACAACCACAACCACUACACCAACAACCACAACCACUACACCAACAGCCACAACCACCAUACCAACAACCACAACCACCAUACUAACAACCACUACACCAACAACCACAACCACUACACCAAUGACUACAACCACUACACCAAUUACCACAACUACUACACCAACAACUACAACUACACCAACAACCACAACAGCCACAACCACUACUCCAACUACCACAACCACUACAACCACUUCACCAACCACAACCACAAAACCAACAACCACAACCACUACACCAACAACCACAACCAUCAUACCAACAACCACAACCACUACACUUACAAUCACAACCACUUCCCUACCAACAACUACAACCACUACACCAUCAACUGCAACCAGCACACCAACAACUACAACCAAUACACAAACAACAGCCACAACAGCUACUUCAACAAGAAUGGCCACUCAACCAACAACCACAACUAAGGCAACUGCAACAACAAUAACCACUCCACCAACAACCACAACAACACUAACAACAAUUACUACACCAAUGACCACAACAACAAUACCAAUAACAACAACUUUACUAGCAACCACAACCAAUGAAACAACAACCACAUCUAUCAACCCAACAACUAUUAUGUCAGCAACCACAACCACUACACCAACCACAAUGACAGAAACAACAACCACAACAACUACACCAAGAACCACAACCAAUACUCCAACAACCACUACAUCAACAUCUACAACCACUUCACCAACAACCUCAACAAUGAUGACAACAACCAUAACCACUUCACCUACAACCAACACAGACAUUCCAAGCUCAACAGUCAGCUCAACUGUGACCCCUAUACCAACUACAGUAACAACUUCUACUACACCAACAACCACAACCACUACACCAACAACUACAACAACACCAACCACAACCACUACACCCCCAAAUACAACAACAACGACAACCACUACACCAACAACCACCACUACACCAACAACCACAACCAUUACACCAACAACCACAACUUCAGUGUCUACAACAAGCACUAAAACAAAGGCAACAACAACAACAGAGUCAACAACUACAACCCCUGUAACUACAGUAGAAACUACGACUGUGAGACCUAAUGAGAGAAGAUUUAUAUUUGUGAUAAGAAUUUUGAUUGUGGUGACUGAGGAUCUCACUAUCAGAGCCCAGUACUUACUUGUGGUGAUCAGGGCUGAAGCUGCAUUGACAGCUCUUUAUAGAAGAAGGCUUGGUAGUCGGUUCAAAAGAUGUAAAGUAAGGGGAGUAAGGCCAAAGGGGCAUUGUUUGAACUUUCACAAAAUAUAUUUUUUGCCUUUUGACAACACUGAAAACAAUGACAGCAGUAACUCAGCCACACACAUUUUCCGAGAAAAUGAAGAAAGUUAUUCUGAAAUGUUGAAUUUUAAUAAAUUAUAG
Messenger RNA from Saccostrea echinata, 3736 nucleotides. RefSeq names its product mucin-22-like. Gene Ontology annotation, molecular function: protein binding; metalloendopeptidase activity. NCBI's taxonomy places the organism in Eukaryota, Metazoa, Mollusca, Bivalvia, Ostreida, Ostreidae. The transcript is spliced from 17 exons. The record is from RefSeq and is a predicted model, not a curated record. Gene Ontology annotation, biological process: proteolysis. The coding region runs from base 77 to 3736 and encodes 1219 amino acids.